Molecule: messenger RNA, 1587 nt
Organism: Marasmius oreades (fairy-ring Marasmius)
Lineage: Eukaryota; Fungi; Basidiomycota; Agaricomycetes; Agaricales; Marasmiaceae
Exons: 7
Coding region: 1-1587 (528 amino acids)
Molecular function (GO): monooxygenase activity; heme binding; oxidoreductase activity, acting on paired donors, with incorporation or reduction of molecular oxygen
Source: RefSeq, a predicted model, not a curated record
AUGAUAAAUACCGCUAUAUUCGUCGAGUUACUCCUUUCGUUCCGCACCUUUAUCUUUGCUUCGGCACUUGCGACUGUCGUCGUUUAUUUUCAAUCCUUGAAGGAAUAUGUCUUUGGCCGGAAACUGGUGGAUUCCAAUGGGAAUUCUAUCCCUUCAGGACCUAUCGGUUUACCUAUCGUUGGAUCAUUCCCGUUCCUUACUCGUUACCCUGAACUCACUCUCGAUUAUUGGGCAAAAAAAUUCGGCCCCCUUUACUCGGUGAAACUUGGUAACCAACUAUUUAUGAUUAUCUCCGACCCUCAUAUCGUCAAAGACCUUAUGGUCGCCAAUGGAGCUAUCUUCUCGUCCCGAAAAGAGAUGCACUUGAAAUCAAAGAUCAUCUUUGCCGGUCGAGGAAUUACCGCAACCCCCUACAACGACCGAUGGAGGAAGCAUCGUCGUAUUGCCUCCACUUCGCUCAUGUCUCGUGCCGUAGAUGGAUAUAACCAUGUUCUCGAUUACGAAGCUACAGUACUCAUCAAGGACAUCCUGCAGCACAGCAAUUUCGGCAAAUCACCCGUCAAUCCUCAACCCCACGCUGGACGAUGCAGUUUGAACAACAUGUUGACGGUCGCAUUCGGCAUGCGUACUGACUCCAUCGACCAUCCAUUGGUGGCUAAGGCUCUCAGGCUUUCUCGAGAAUUUAUGAACUGUACUGGACCCGUCUCCAACUUGACCGAUUUCGUCCCGCUCUUCCAGAAGAUUCCUGGAAACUAUAUGAUCACCAGGGCCCAGCAGCUUCACAAAGAUCUGGUUGAGACUUACGGUGGAAUGAUACUGGAAAUUGAGGCUCGUAUGAACGCCGGAGAGAAGGUUCCUGACUGUUUGGUCAAACAUCUUAUCGAGGUUAAGGAAGAAGAACAACUCGACCACCUUGACAUGGCUAUUCUCUGCGCUGCGUUCAUGAUCGGAGGCGUCGAAACGACCGCUUCUAUCAUGCAAUGGUUCUCGGCCUUGAUACCAGCGUACCCCGAAAUCCAAAAGAAAGCUCAAGAUGAACUCGACCGCGUCGUAGGCCGCGACCGUCUCCCGACCAUCGCAGACGAAAAGGACCUGCCCUACAUCCACGCCAUCAUCAAAGAAGUCGAACGUUGUCAUAACCCAUUCUGGCUUGGAACUCCUCACGUCAACAAUGCUGAUUUCACGUACCGUGGACAGUUCAUUCCAAAGAAUACGGUUCUUGUUUUGAACACUUAUACGAUGCAUCAUGAUCCUGUGAGGCAUCCGGAGCCGAUGAAGUUCAACCCGGAGAGAUAUGUUAGGGAUUCUACGCUAUCCUCCGAGUCUGCUAACCUUGCGAACCCGUAUGAACGUGACCACUGGAUGUUCGGUGUUGGCCGUCGUAUCUGCCCAGGAAUGUGGGUCGCUGAACGUGAAAUCUUCUUGGUCAUCGCUCGGCUCCUCUGGGCAUUCGAUAUGAAGGAGAUACCAGGUGAACCCAUUGAUUUGAAGGAGUAUGAUGGUCUCUCAGGUCGUUCGCCUGUUCCCUUCCGAAUCAAGAUGGUCCCUCGUCAUGAGAAAGUCGUUGAGGUGCUGGACCGCGAGUAA